This is a messenger RNA of Danio aesculapii, 1991 nucleotides long. It is a transcript of the gene mfsd2al2, whose product is annotated as major facilitator superfamily domain containing 2a-like 2. The transcript has 14 exons. NCBI's taxonomy places the organism in Eukaryota, Metazoa, Chordata, Actinopteri, Cypriniformes, Danionidae. Gene Ontology annotation, biological process: carbohydrate transport. Gene Ontology annotation, cellular component: membrane. The record is from RefSeq and is a predicted model, not a curated record. The coding region runs from base 106 to 1938 and encodes 610 amino acids. Gene Ontology annotation, molecular function: symporter activity.
ACUUCAUCACCUGGACUGGUUUUACUCCUUGUUAGCACUAGUGAAACCAGCAGAAAUGAGUGUGACAUCUGUUACGAAUAAACACUAAAAAUAGCAGACCACCAAAUGAAAUAUUCUGUAAAAUCAGCAAGCCGCCUAGAUAAUAUGCAGACGUCUACAACACCGCUGGAGGAAGAACAGAGCGUUUUCACCUGUACCACUGAUGAACAUGGAGACAGACAAACUGGAGAGAUCUCUCUUCCUCUUUCCAGAAAGCUGUGUUACGCAGUAGGUGCUGCGCCGUAUCAGAUGACCAACAUUGCUAUAGGCUUUUCUCUACAGAUCUUUCUGCUGGAUGUAGUCCAGAUGGAGGCAUUUUCCGUGUCUUUAAUUCUGUUUAUCAGUCACGUCUGGGACGCCGUGACUGACCCACUCAUAGGCUAUCUAGUGAGCAGGAGUAAAUGGACCCAAAUCGGCAAGCUCAUGCCAUGGGCAGUGCUGUCAACGCCACUAGUCAUUCUCUCUUACAUCUUCCUUUGGUUGAUUCCCUUCAGUGCAACGAGCUCUGCGGUCAGCGUGCCCUGGUUUCUAACCAUCAGCUGUCUUUUCGAGACCUUCAUGAGUUGCUACAGCGUUCCCUAUAUAACCCUCAGCAUGUAUCUGGGUGGAGAUCAACAGCACAGAGACUCGGCCACUGCUUACAGGACGAGUGUGGAGGCGUUCUCUAUGCUGAUGGCGGCUGUGAUUCAGGGUCAGGUGCUGUGGGUGUUCAACAAAGAGCGAGAUCAAGCCUGUCUGAACGCGGAGCAAACGCCGGAUCUCCCACACACAGCCCUGCAUGAAACCAGAAGAGCCUUCAUGAUUUCAGCUCUGGUCAUGAGUUCUCUCUUCUUUGUUUGCUGUAUGGUGCUGUUCCUCGGGGUCAAAGAACAAAAAGGCCCUCUCAGCACACACAUGAACAGCACAUACCUCAGUGCUAUGAAGAAGCUGAUUGGCCAUCGGUCCUUCCAGCGCCUGCUCCUCGCUUUCUUCUGCUCCACUUUAGCGUUUCAGAUGACUUUGGGGAACUUUACACUGUUUUGCUCUCAUGUUGCUGGUUUAGGAGCUCAAUUCCAGCAUCUCAUGUUGGCUAUACUGGUGGCUGCUACCGUAUCAGUGCCAGUGUGGCAGAUGAUGCUGGUGAGGCUGGGCAAGAAAACCACACUUUUUAUAGCUCUGCCUCUCCUCAUACCGGCUCUGGUGGUCCUGGUUUCCACGUCAGACAACUUUCCAGUCUACCUGUUCAUGUGUGUUGUGAUUGGAUCUAGUUUGGCUUCCCUCUUCUUGUUACCAUGGUCAAUGCUGCCAGAUGUAGUGGAUGAGUUUGCUGUCCUGAAUCCCUCCUGUGAGGGCCUGGAGCCCCUGUUUUUUUCUUGCUGGAGGUUUUUCAAUAAACUGGGAGGAGGCCUUUGUGCUGGCAUCUCCACCAUGGCACUGCACUUCACAGGAUAUAAAGCAGGGGCAUGCAGUCAACCAGAUGAAGUCAUCCUGGCACUGAAACUGCUUUUAGCCCCGAUACCAGUCACCUUUUUGCUGGUGGGUUUGUUGUUUUUCUCUCUGUACCCAAUCAAUGAAGCACGUCAGAAGCAGAUUCAGCAGCAUCUCAGACACUUAAGGAUAAACUGUGUCACGAUUCCCACUUUAGAAGAGAACACAAUUCCUCAAGUCUACAAGUCCAGUCCAAGAAUUCUCUCCAAAUCAAAAACUCGAAAAAUAUCUCAUCAUAAUGCAAACAAAUCAAGUAAAGCAAGGAGUUCCAAAUCAGCAAACUCAAUUCUUAAAUCUACAGUUUGCCCAACACCAUCACAACAACAUAAUUCAAGUCAUGAAUCGAUGUUGAGAGAAACUCACGUCACACUCGAAUAUGCGCUGAAGUGUCCAGAUGUUCCAGAUGAGAGGUCAAAGGUUACAUGGGUGUAGAUGUUUAACACUGGACAGUUCAGAAUCUUGCUGUAAUAGGAAACAAAAUAAAA